Messenger RNA from Physcomitrium patens, 926 nucleotides. Its product is annotated as ras-related protein RABC1. The record is from RefSeq and is a predicted model, not a curated record. Gene Ontology annotation, molecular function: GTP binding; GTPase activity. NCBI's taxonomy places the organism in Eukaryota, Viridiplantae, Streptophyta, Bryopsida, Funariales, Funariaceae.
CUCACACGCAUUGAAGCUUUUCCUGCAGAGAGACUGUACUUACUGCAUCCUUCGACUAAUUCUUCAACAUUUGGCAUUUCAAGUCUGCUCUGUCACCAGUUUCCGUUUGUGGGUUAGUUUCACCCCAAAGGUUGCAGCUUUGGUGGUGUUUUGAAUUGCAGCAGUGUGGUUUUGAAGCAGUUUAUGCAGGAGUUUGGCUGCGAUGGCGGGAUCUCGAGGCGAGUUCGACCACCUGUUCAAGGUGUUGUUGAUAGGGGACUCCGGAGUCGGUAAGAGCAGUCUGCUGUUGCGGUUCACGGCCGACAAAUUUGAUGAUCUGUCGCCGACGAUAGGGGUGGACUUUAAGGUAGAGAUGAUGAUCUUGGGGACAAAGAGGUUGAAGCUGACCAUCUGGGACACCGCAGGGCAGGAGAGGUUCCGGACACUAACGAGCUCGUAUUACAGAGGCGCGCAUGGGAUUAUUCUCGUUUACGAUGUGUCGAGACGAACCACAUUCACUGACUUCUCCGAUGUGUGGCUCAAGGAGGUGGAGUGGUUCUCCACCAACAAGGACUGCAUUAAGGUGUUGGUUGGAAACAAGGUAGACUUAGAGGAGCGUGAGCGUGUUGUGGCGAAGAAAGAAGGGGUUGCGUUUGCCAGGCAGCAUGGGUGCUUGUUCUUAGAAGCCAGUGCUAAGACUUGCGUUAACGUGCAACGGUGCUUCGACGAGCUGGUGCAGAAGAUAUUGGACACUCCGAGUUUGCAUGCCAACACUGCCCAACUGAGGAAGAAUGUUAUAUAUAAAUGUCCACCAUUUAUGAUUGUUCGUGUUUCUCAUAUGUUGUCAUAGGAUCUUGACCCUCAUUUGUAUGUCAUUGGUACCUUUAAAAAAAACUGCAUACCACAAAUCCAUCCAUCAAAUUUUAUAAAAUAUUACAUUUAGUUAG